GAGGACAUUCACAAAAUAUAAGUGCUUCUGACGUCAAACCAAUGGAGCCGCCUGGUGCUAGUUAGAAAGCAUUUAUACUUAAGCCAGUUAAGCGAUUUUGGAGCACAAAAACUAAACAAAUAAUUAAAAAUUUGGUUGAUAACAACUUCUAAUUCAAUUUUUUUGUUAAUGUUUUCCAUAAAGAAGAUACUAAAAAAUGGAAUUAAUAUUAGGAUUGAGUCUAUAAGUGCUAUCGAUAUUCUCAGAUUUCUUGGGGAUAAUCGCAAUUCUCCAUGAUAGUGUAUCGCCGGUACUACCUGCGCUUGUUUUGGUUUGUUUAUUUUGUUUCUCUUAACAAAGCAACUUUUUUUUGUGGUUCGUGUUUGUGCAGGAAGUAAGAACCGUCCAAUACACGUUCCAAACCGGUCAUUUGUUUUGUUUUUUUUUUGUGGCCGAGAUAUUUUAAUAUUGCCAUUUUGAAGGUUACAAAUAUAAGAAAUAUGAAACAAACAACUUUUACGAUCAAUUUAUUUCGCUCAAUAAUCGUAAUAUAACGAUAUUUCCAGAAACGAUGUGUUGUUUUACUAGUGCAGUAGAAAAUGCAAGGCGAUCAAAGCCGAUCGAGUGGUAGUUUUAUCCGUGGGAAAAAAGCAACUUUUUUUUAGUGAAUGCGAUUAGCGGUUUGUGAUCUUCCGUAACAGGGGAAGGCUACUAUCGUGCCAGAUCAAUACCAAGAUAUGCUUCAUGCUUGUCUGGGGCCGAUAGAUAAUAGAAGGUUAGGCUUAUCAACUAUCUCACGAAACGAUCGCAGUGGAUGGAAUGCCGGUAAUUUUCCGCUGCUAGUUUUGUGGUGUGAUUUUAUUUUCUCAAGCUGUUUGAUUAACGUGAAGUGCAGAGCAAACUUUGCCGUUGUUGUAAAAAUUAUUAAGUAGAGUUUUAAACAAAAAUAAUGUACUAAAAAAAGCUUUGUGGAUAUUUUUUAUUUUUACACAAAUAUGGUGUCGUUCUCGUUAAAGUUCCAACGAGAAACUUUCAUCUUGAAACAACCCUUAAAGAAGACAAAUCAUAAAGCGGAUAAAACCAAUCACACAAACGCCGUUGUGCGUUGGUAUUGGUGAAGGUACACCUCUAUAAAAUAGUGUGAUUCAGCGGGAUUUUGAACGAGAGAGAAAAAAAAUGGCCGCCCGGGAUUUAAGCUUCCGAUCGAACGAUCUGUUCAUCCACAACCGUUUUCACUGCCAUUGCGGAUGGCCAGAAAUCGAGCAGCGCAGACGCAACAUUUGAUGAAGCAAGCUUGAUAAAAAAGCGUGUGUAAACGUGUGACGUACUUACGUCAGCUUGUGCUCACCGGCCAUCACAUGGGUUGUGAUUGACUUGAAAAUCAAUGUAAUUUUGUUCUACCAAACCUGCCAGUUAUUUGCUUGUUUGUUUCAACGUGAAUUGGGACGCGAAAUUAAAAACCGACAUUUUCCGAACGAUUGUAUGUGCGUCAUUCUUAAUCCGUUCGAAAUCAAACAGAUCCCGGGUGUGCUUGUCCAGCUGUGAAAAAAUUGUUUUGUUAGCGUGUUAGCAUGUUUCACGGUGACAACAGCUCCGACUGCCGGCUGGUAAGGAUGAAGACCCAGAUCCAUACGAUCAGUGCGCCGAACGACGGUUCGUACGACAACGAAGCGCUCAGCUGCUCGACGAUCGACAUAUCGACGCACAAUGGCGAACCACACGGUGGUUUACGCGGUUCUAACGAAUUCAUCCUUUCCGAUACUGGGAAAAAAGUUACGAGCGAUGAUCAAACGGGACAAGUUAAUCUAUGGCUUCAACGUAAGGCUAAAAGUGCGUUUUCGGAAAAGAUGAUCAAAAAACGAUUGCCCAUUCUACGGUGGCUUCCACAGUACAACUCCACGGAUGCGAUUGGGGAUUUAGUGGCGGGAAUAACCGUCGGUCUGACGGUAAUACCACAAGCGCUUGCUUAUGCCGGUAUUGCUGGGGUUCCCGCAGCGUACGGACUUUAUGGAUCGUUUCUCGGCUGUAUCGUGUAUAUUGUGUUUGGUAGCUGCAAGGAUGUACCGAUGGGACCGACUGCCAUUGCCUCACUGCUUACCUUCCAAACGGCCGGUGGUAACAUCGGAAAAGCCAUACUGCUCUGCUUCCUUUCGGGCGUGAUCGAACUGAUGAUGGGAAUACUGGGGCUUGGAUUUUUGGUUGACUUUGUGUCCGGACCGGUUUCGUCCGGAUUUACCUCGGCUGUUUCGUUGAUUAUAGUCACGUCCCAGGUGAAGGAUGUGCUAGGUAUUACGGCCAAAGGGACGACGUUUAUUGAGAUUUGGCGCAAUAUCUUCAACGACAUUCAUAACGUGCAGGUGUGGGACACGUUUCUUGGGCUGACCUGCAUCGCGGUGCUGCUGAUCAUGAGAAUCAUUGCCGGCCUCAAAGUUGGACCAGCGGAUGAUGAGCUGAAAUCAAAGAACCAUCGGAUCAUUAACAAGAUGAUGUGGUUAAUUGGAACGUCCAGAAAUGCAAUUCUCGUCGUAGUUUGCGGUGCCAUUGGCUACACUUUCCAAUCAUCUGCAGUGGCGCCAUUCAAACUGAUAGGUGACAUCCCGCCGGGUUUGCCAUCGUUUAAGGCUCCACCGUUUUCGCUCACAGCAAACGAAACCCUGAGUGGCAAUGAAGAAUCGUUCAUGGAUAUGGUUUCCAGCCUUGGUUCGGGGCUGAUUGUUGUUCCGCUGAUUGCACUGAUGGAGAACAUUGCAAUCUGCAAAGCGUUCUCAAAUGGAAAGCCUGUAGAUGCGACACAGGAACUGAUUGCCAUCGGUCUUGCCAAUAUAGCCAACUCUUUCGUGCAAGGAUUCCCCGGAACGGGUUCGCUGAGUCGUAGUGCGGUCAACAAUGCUUCCGGUGUGCGUACACCGCUGGGCAAUAUUUACACUAUGGGACUGGUAGUGUUGUCGCUGCUCUUCUUUACGCCAUACUUUUCGUACAUUCCGAAGGCAUCGUUAGCUGCCGUUAUUAUUGCGGCCGUUGUAUUUAUGGUGGAGGUAAAGGUAGUGAAACCCAUGUGGAGGACCAAAAAGAGUGAUUUAAUUCCCGGUCUGGGUACGUUCAUCGCUUGUUUGGCACUACCACUGGAGAUGGGCAUCUUGUUCGGGGUAGGACUGAAUGUCGUAUUUAUUCUAUACCAUGCUGCCCGACCAAAGAUUUCCGUUGAACGAUUAACGAGUCCUGGCGGUGCAGAAUACUUGAUCAUUACCCCCGAUCGGUGUUUGAUCUUCCCAUCAGUUGACUAUGUACGCAAUCUGGUGACAAAGCAAUCUAUUCGCCAGUCACUGCCGGUAGUAAUUGACUGUUCGCACGUGUACGGUGCCGACUAUACUGCCGCUACCGUGAUCGAUAGUAUAACGCAAGAUUUUGCGAGACGUGAUCAGCCAUUGUUUUUCUACAACCUGAAACCGAGUGUUUGUGCAAUUUUCGAAGGAUUGUCUCCGGCAGAUUUUGUUGUAUACUAUCGGGAGGAACAUCUGGAUGAUCUGCUAAAGCAGCGUGCCUAUAAACCAAAGGAAGUGAUUAGUGCCUAAUAUCGUGCUUACACGACAUGGGAAAGACAGCGAGAUGAGAGAGAGAGAGAGAGAGAGAGAGAGAGAGAGAGAGAGAGAGAGAGAGAGAGAGAGAGAGAGAGAGAGAGAGAGAGGGAGAGAGAUCCAUUAUUGUCAACAAUUGCGAACAGUAUUAAGCAACAUGAAACAAUAAGCAAGUGCCAGAGUACCAGACGAUCGCUGCGUCUUACCAUUCCCAACCAUUCCUAAACCACAAACCGUAUUGCUAUUCCGUUGGGAUAUUAAGAAAUGUUUGGCAAACGAAUUAAUUCAUAGGGGGUCAAAAAGGUUGUUCAAUCUUGCCAAAUGUUACGAGAAGUGGUCUUAAUUUUUCAAGUUUUUGAUAAUAUUCAACGAAUGCAUAGAUGCUACGAUGUAGGUAUUAUUUAAGAAACGAAUCAGCAAACGAAAGCCGAUACAGAAAAAAAAGUUAUUUUAUUAAUACUAUCACGGAAAUGUUCCAAGAUUGGUUAGAGUUUAACUGUAAGGGCACACAUGUUUUAAUAUGGCCUAACAACAUUAAAACCAUUAGCGUCCAAUGUAUAAACGUACUUUAGCGAUGACUUAAAGUACCUUACACCACGAAUCUGAAAGUUACUAAAUUAAUGAAAAAUGUA
Messenger RNA from Anopheles funestus (African malaria mosquito), 4186 nucleotides. RefSeq names its product sodium-independent sulfate anion transporter (gene Esp). The coding region runs from base 1551 to 3551 and encodes 666 amino acids. Gene Ontology annotation, biological process: transmembrane transport. Gene Ontology annotation, cellular component: membrane. NCBI's taxonomy places the organism in Eukaryota, Metazoa, Arthropoda, Insecta, Diptera, Culicidae. The transcript is spliced from 9 exons. The record is from RefSeq and is a predicted model, not a curated record. Gene Ontology annotation, molecular function: sulfate transmembrane transporter activity.